AGCCAUUCGACAGGAAUAAUGGAGCAGAGUUUUCUCGUUGGUCUUUCUUGGCUGCUUUGUCGAAUAUAAAUUACCCCAGUCCCAUUCCCCAGUUCCCAGUUUUUCUCAUUUCUCUCAGUUUCUCUCCAUCCACUCUAUACAAUCAUCAACAUGCGUCUCAACAUCGCCAUCACCUCUCUCUUCCUCGCUGGUGCCUCUGCUCAGCUGGCCAGCAUCCUGCCAAUUCCUCUCCCCACCAAGAUUCCCACCCUCACUCCCUCCGCUUCUCCCUCUUCGACUCCCUCCUCGUCUGCAUCUGUCUCCCCCUCCUCUUCCGCCUCUAUCUCCGCCUACGCCACCCCCUCUUCCACCCCCUCUCUGAACCCCGACGAGUACGACUGCAUCCUCAACAACCAGCAGUGCUCGUGGCACAAGUCCGAGUUCGGUUACGGCAGCGACUACUGCGGCUCGUCGCCCUACCGCGCCGGCCAGAAGCUUUCCAGCGGAAACACCAUCGUGGCUGUUGAGAAGAGCGGCGAGUCUCAGGAUUGUGUGAGAAAGGCCGGUGUUGCCUGCUGCAAGGCUUUUGAGACUGCUUGCCGCAGGGGUGAGAAGUACCUCGAGUGUGAGAAGGCUUAGAUUCACUUGAUAUCUACGCAAAGGCGUUCUGCGAAUGAAAUGCAAAAUGGAUUAGAUGUUGAUAAUAUUGUUUACCUGUAAUGAAAUAAUCUAUUCCCCUAAUAAACUCCAAUUCCAAACUAACCUUUCUAUCCCUGGG
Molecule: messenger RNA, 757 nt
Organism: Aspergillus wentii DTO 134E9
Lineage: Eukaryota; Fungi; Ascomycota; Eurotiomycetes; Eurotiales; Aspergillaceae
Exons: 2
Coding region: 151-618 (155 amino acids)
Source: RefSeq, a predicted model, not a curated record